Limulus polyphemus (Atlantic horseshoe crab) is the source of this 1808-nucleotide messenger RNA. RefSeq names its product palmitoyltransferase ZDHHC5-like. The coding region runs from base 885 to 1793 and encodes 302 amino acids. The transcript is spliced from 7 exons. NCBI's taxonomy places the organism in Eukaryota, Metazoa, Arthropoda, Merostomata, Xiphosura, Limulidae. Gene Ontology annotation, biological process: protein palmitoylation. Gene Ontology annotation, molecular function: palmitoyltransferase activity. The record is from RefSeq and is a predicted model, not a curated record.
GCAUACGUGAAGGCGGCGCUGACAUUCUUUCCUAGAAGAAGGAAUGCAAAGUGACUCUGAAUAUGUGGUUUUCUUUAUUAAGAAAUUGAUAACAAAAGAUAUAGUUAGAAAAAUAUUACCAGUCGUUAUAAUUUUAAUAUUAACGUUAAUAUUUAACCAAACUAUAUAAUCCCUGAUGCAGGCAUACCGAUGUUUUUAAUGUCGUGAAUAGGCUUAACGUUCAGACUUUUUGCUUAGUUUUUUUUAGAUUUAGGCCUAGCACCAGAAGUUGUAAUAUCACAGUAUACAUAUAUAUAUUUGACCAUCAGUUAAUUAGAACGUUAGAGACCGAUUUCAGUCGAUUGUUUAAACUUGGUUCAUGGAUUGUUUGUUUGUUAUAAUGUAGUCUGAGCGUUUUAACAUCAACUUGAUCAAGUGUUUGUGUUAUUACCUGCAGUGCUUGUUCUUCAAAUUUCAGAAACUGAAAUUUUGAACUAUAAGUUAACAAUAACAGCGUAAGUUACAAUGUUGCAUUGCUACUGAAUGAUUGUUUUUAAAACUAACUGUUUGGAGGGGAUUGUAAUUUGGAGCUGUAUUAGUUUAACAAGCUUCAUUUUGUUUUUUUAGAACUUGUACAUUGUAUUAAAGUUUUACUGAAAAUUCGAAAUACCAUCAACAUUGUUAAUAAAAAACAAAGCUAGCAGUUAUACAGAUAUUAACUUUUUUAUAGAAUUCGAACUGUCUUACUCCUUAAAAUUGGUCAUUUUUAUUUUUCCAAUAAGGAAGAAAAAAGAACAUGAAAUUUAAAGCUUAGUGAUGAGUUUUUGAUAGUGUGACACCAUUAAUUUGACAUUGCUUUAUUGCUACAUACAACAUAGCAUCAGUGGUUGUCAAGUUAAAAAAAAAUGGGAAAGUGCUGUGGGAAAGCCAACACGAAGUUUCUUCCUGCAACUUGUGCCUGGAUUCUUUUAUUAUCAGCAACAACCCUAUUUUUCACCUUUCCGUGUCCAUAUUUGACAUUUCAUUACCAUGUUGCUAUCCCCAUUGUUCAGGGUGUCGUCACUUUUUUUGUUCUGACAAAUUUUUCAUUGGCAACCUUUAUGGAUCCUGGAAUCAUUCCAAAAGCAAAUCCAGAUGGAGAUAAAGAAGAGGACUUCCGUCAACCAUUAUAUAAGAAUGUGGAAAUAAAAGGUGUAACAGUAAGAAUGAAAUGGUGUAUGACCUGUCAGUUUUAUCGUCCACCAAGAUGUUCACAUUGUAGUGUAUGUAACAGUUGUAUAGAGAUUUUUGACCAUCAUUGCCCUUGGGUCAACAACUGUAUAGGGAAAAGAAAUUAUCGAUACUUCUUCCUUUUUCUACUUUUUCUCAGUGUCCACAUCAUUUCCAUCCUUUCCAUGUGCAUUAUUUUCAUCCUAGAUCAUAAAGAUCAGUUGACUGAUCCUGCAUCCAUUGUCACAUUUGUUGUUAUUGGAAUAAUUUUCCUGGUGUUCAUCCCCAUUUUGGGUUUAACAGGAUUUCAUUUUGUGCUAGUAUCCCGUGGAAGGACUACUAAUGAACAGGUAACAGGAAAAUUCCGAGGAGGUUACAAUCCUUUUUCCCGAGGUUGUUGCAGUAACAUCUGUGUUGCACUGUUUGGUCCUCAAUAUCCUAAAUAUAGAAGUCCCAACAAGAAAGCAACUUACAUAUCUGCACCAGCUAGAUCAGUAUCAGGAGGAGUGUCAGAAAAUCAAGUGAAAAUUUAUAUUGGAAACAAUACAGGUGUUCCACGCCAUCCAAAUACAAAUGCCUAUAACAAGGUGAGGGUUUUGAUUUAAUGAUGAUAUCUUUAU